UAGAUCUUACGUCAUGCUUUUGGCAUGUGGAAAAUGUUCCGCCUCACGUGCGUACGUCGUUUCCCGCGAAAUGUAAUGUUUGCUUUCCUUGAUCUCUGGGGAACACUACAAAGUUACUCAUUCCGAUAACUGAUAACUCAAAAGCACAAGCUAAACCAGGAUAGAGAUAUCUAUCUUCUUUGUUUUUCGCGAACCUUGAUUCGUAUCAAGAUGUUGUGCAGGGUGCAUUUUCCACAAGCUCCAGAUGGAAUCAUGGUGUCCGUUUCUCUCUCGAAAAACGCAACAGGACGCUGUCUUUUGGAGGAGGUGUGUCGCAAGCAUGAUUUAAGUGCCGAGGUCGACUAUUUUGGUCUGCGGUAUGUUCAAGCUGGGGAUGCGCGUUGGAUAAACCUGCGCAACUCACUCCGUGAACAGCUGAGCCCGGGUGUAUUAGGGUCAGCGUUGGAGCUCAGAGUGAAAUACUUCGUAAACUACAGCCAGUUGCUGCUGGAGGAAACUAGGAGGCAAUUUUUGCUGAAUGUAAAGUCCCACCUCGCAGAGGGGAAGUACCACGAGACUAUACCUAACACACCACGUGUCAUGGCUUUACUGCUGCGCUGUGAGUAUGGCGAGAAUGCUCUGACGUCAUCCAAGCAGCACGUGCUGAACACGUGGGCACAGGCGAAUGACGCCAGAGCCCUGGAAAGACUGCGCAUGGAGGAUGCGCUGAUGAAAGGGGUGUCCUCGCGUGAGGCGGAGCGUCUCUUGAUGCAGCUCGUAGAGGAAUCACCAUUACACGGCGCCGCGACCUUUCCCGCCAUCAGCAGCAUCGGUGAGGAGGUGGUAGUGGCGGUGUGUCGAGACGGGGUCAGGAUGUAUGGACAAGGAAUGGCGAUGAUAGACGAACAUCUGUUCUCUGACGCAUUCUGCGCGUCGCUGAAGGGCAAGCAGUACACUCUAGAGAUCGGCGAGAGUUUCCAUGGCUACAAAGUGACGUUCAAGCUCCCCACCAAUGAGAGCGCAAGAAAUAUCUAUCAUGCGACUGUCGAGAUGUACUCGUUCUUUUACCUAGAUAGCGUUGGAGACUGGGUCCUACAUGCCACGAGGAAGCGAAGCCGCCUCGACAGCCUCUCUAACCUGAUACAGUCGCCCAAGGCCUCCCCGGCCAACCCUCGGUAUGUGUUUGACGUGGAGAGGACAGAAAACGAAGUUUACGAGCUAGCCUGGCGGGCCAUCGCGGAGCAGAAAGCUGCUCAAUUACAGAGCGAAUUAAGACCAUCUCUGCCGCCUGCCUUACCAAAAACCCCGCGAGCGCUUGGACAAGUUUUCCAGUUCAGCUCGCCCUCCACGCCGCUGACCGCAAAGAACCGGCUCCUCGAGGCGACGCGCAUGCGCCUGGCGAGCGGGUACUUAACACGUGACCGGCUCAUGACCAAUCAGACAUUCAAUGGCUUCUUCUCGACAGUCUCCUGCAUGAACCCGAAGCAAGACCUGUCGCUUUCCGCCAACUCGGAACAGUCGGAAUCGAACAAGAACGUGUUCUCGGGCUUACAGGAGUUUUCAAGAACUGCAAGUGAGUUAAGGGAGAUGUACUCAGUUAAAAAGCAAAAGCAGACGCUGAAAAGCGCGAUGUGUUGUAAAGUGUGCGAGAAGCGGUGGAAGAACUCUACUUACUUACCCUGUUUGCACACGGAAGCGUGUAUAGAGUGCGCGCUGAAGAGCAUGACGUGUGGAGUAUGUGACACCGUGGUCACCCGUGUCACGCGUAACAGCUUCCCGUGAUCAUGUUAUUGUAGGAGUAGCAUCUACGAAGUGUGUGACACCUAGGUCACGCCCGUCAGGCGUAACAGCUUUCCGUGAUCAUGGUACACAUUGUAGGAGUGGCAUCUAUGUAGUGUAAGACGUCACGCACGUACUUUAACUGUCACACAAGUCACGUAGUAUGUGAAAGCUCUCGCUGUGUUUGCAUUUGACUCGUUAAGGGAUUAUUCAUCUGAAGUUCUUACCAAGAAAAGCAAGAAUCAUUCUAUAAUCUACAAAAUUAGUCAGGACUGGCCUCGAGAGCUUGUCGGUAUGAAAUAUGAUCUUGACUGACUGGACAGACAUCGAGACAUUUGUUCGUCCCGCUAUUCUAACUCCGCCCUCUCUUUUAAGCCUCUAGAAACCAGGCCUCCACUCGUUUCACAAUUUGCAAAUAAUAUUACAAGUAGCAUAACCCAAACGAUAAUAAUCAAAGUACAAGUUUAUUUAUUUAGCUCACAUUUUACUGUUAUUCAAACAUAUACUUAGUAUUAAUUUAAGAUUCUAUUUAGCUUUUAAAAUAUCAGUAGGAAAUAAAGUUCUAUGCAAGGA
Messenger RNA from Nematostella vectensis (starlet sea anemone), 2331 nucleotides. RefSeq names its product E3 ubiquitin-protein ligase MYLIP. Gene Ontology annotation, biological process: ubiquitin-dependent protein catabolic process. Gene Ontology annotation, cellular component: cytoskeleton. Gene Ontology annotation, molecular function: ubiquitin-protein transferase activity. The record is from RefSeq and is a predicted model, not a curated record. NCBI's taxonomy places the organism in Eukaryota, Metazoa, Cnidaria, Anthozoa, Actiniaria, Edwardsiidae. The transcript has 5 exons. The coding region runs from base 211 to 1761 and encodes 516 amino acids.